AUGGAAUUGGGAAGAAGGCCCAUCCAACAAGGACACCACCAUUCCCUUCUUCUCCCACUAUCUCAGCUUAUGCUGAAGUUGGAGACAAUGCAUAAUGUCUCAAAGACAAGUAUUAAUAUCAUUGCCCGUGAAUUAGACGAAACCAUGACUCAGAGCUUCUUUGAGGCACGUCAGCAUGUGGGCAAAAUACUGGUGAAUGAAGACUGUCCUGCACAUGUGACUGCGGGAGUUCUUGGGUACUUGGAACCCCAGUCAAUUAAAGCAUUGACAACUACAUAUCUUCGUGAGAAAUUUUAUGAGGAGCAGUUCAACUUGAUUGAGCCUGUUCCCAUAAAGCUGGGCAGCAAAGACAUUUAUGUAGGUGGCUUACUGAAAGAAGUUGACAGCAUUGGGUAUAUAGUUCCAUUGCUGAAGAGUUUGUCACAAUUGUUGUCCCUUGAAGAUGUAUAUCAUCACGUGUUUCACACCAAAUCCCCAGUAAAUGAUGGGAUCAUGAGGGACUGGUGUGAUGGGGCAUUUUUUCACAAACAUCCUGUGUUUUCUUGUAAUCCCAAUGCCCUCUCCCUCAUCAUGAGCUAUGAUGAUAUUGAACUAGUAAUCAUAGUCUCAGAGAGAGAUGUAGUAUUCUUAUAUGAGGAUUUGGACAUUGUUGAUUUCAAUAUGCAGCUUCAUGCAUAUGAGCUUUUGGAUGAUCCACCACUGCCAGAAUUCACCAGCACUUUGAAGCAAAAGCUAAGUAAGGGUGAGAUACUGGACCAUUGGCCCAGGUUCAUAUCAGAGUGUGGAAACUUCUAUGUGAAGUUGGGAAUUUCCACAAAAGAGGAGUAUUGUAUGGUGGGAAAAGAAAUGUACAAAUCUUAUCCCUGCAUUGAGUUGGAAGGGCGGCAUGAGUGGCCAGAGGAGCAGCAGCAAAAGGACACUACUGCAACUCAGAAAGAAUCUCCUGGUGAAUCCAAGGAGACAUCAAAGAGGAAAGCUGCUGAAAUGGAACAAGACCCUCAAUACCAUUCUCUGAGAGGUCCCAAGAAGCUGAAUAAGAAGCACGGAGAGAAUUCAGUUCAUUCCAUUUCCUCCUGUGUGAUGAGGGCAGAUGCCUGUGUGGCAAGGGUGGAUAUUGCUCAUGAAGAGAAAUAUCAGUUGGAGUUGGUAAAGGAAUUGAAGAGAACAAGAUAUGACAUGGGAAAAGUAAAGUUACUUCUCUCCCACACCUUUCAUUUGAGAUCCCAUUUGCUUAGUCAUGUGAAAGAUGGAAAAUACCUGAAGGCAAUUAUUGAUCUGUAUCCUUGCUUCAGAGAUGGGGAAUUUUUUUUCCAUGAGAUGCAACUACUCUUUGGAGUUAGUGCUAUGGACCAGGCCAAAAGAAACAUGGAGCAACUGUUUCAUUUUCUGUGCACAGAAUACACAGCUGCAAAAGACAGUGUUGAAGAUAUGGCACAUGCUGCUGUAAAAUUCCAGAAGUCAGUUUCAGGGAGACAGGGUCAUUUGCAACUCCUCACUGUGGUUUCAAAUGUGGAAGACUACAAGCAGGCCCUCGAGACAUUUGCAGGAGAGUCACCGAGGAUGGUUCUCCUUCUUGAUGGAGGUGUUGGACAAAUUACCAUCGUUGGUGAUACACUGAAAGUGGCUCUGCCACAAAAAUCAAGAAAUGAUGUUCCAGCCAAUGCGUGGUGUCCCUUAAAGGUGAUCAUUUUGGGCCCAGAAUUCUUCCCCCAAUGGGAUAAGGAAUUGCUUUACCAAGACUCAAGGUCGUACGAGCCUUAG
Molecule: messenger RNA, 1761 nt
Organism: Darwinula stevensoni
Lineage: Eukaryota; Metazoa; Arthropoda; Ostracoda; Podocopida; Darwinulidae
Source: the annotation of a GenBank genome assembly